This is a messenger RNA of Triplophysa rosa, 6538 nucleotides long. RefSeq names its product protocadherin gamma-A1. Gene Ontology annotation, biological process: homophilic cell-cell adhesion. The record is from RefSeq and is a predicted model, not a curated record. Gene Ontology annotation, cellular component: plasma membrane. NCBI's taxonomy places the organism in Eukaryota, Metazoa, Chordata, Actinopteri, Cypriniformes, Nemacheilidae. Gene Ontology annotation, molecular function: calcium ion binding.
AUGACACAAAGAAUAUGUGAAUUUACGCAACCCUGUUUAAAAGUUUACAUUGUUGAAACUAGUAACUUGGUAUUAGCACCUGUAUUAUUUCUCCUGUACGACAUAUCGCUUUAUUGCUCCCUGAACUCUCUGUAAGUCGCUUUGGAUAAAAGCAUCUGCUAAAUGACUAAAUGUAAAUGUACAUACACUUGAUUCUUAAAACUGUGCGAUGUCACCUUGACUAUUAAUGUUUUUAUAUUUCGUGAUGUUUGUUCGUAAGUGUCUUGAACGUUCUGAUUCAGUGUUUUAGUUUAUAGACAUUCUUUGCUUUUCCAGCAUUUUCUUCGUAUUUUACUUCUUACCAGCAGGGACUGUAUGAUGUUGAGAUCUAUCUUUUGACAGUGAGGACAGUUGGGAGGCUCAUGCAUAACUAUUUCCAAAUGUGCAAACAUUUACUGUUGUUCAGCACACUACAUUAAAUGUGAGGUAUGUAAACUUGAACAGGAUGAUCAGUGUAUAUUGUUUUUACGUUGUUUAAAUAUCUUUUUUUUUUCAUUUAGUAAAGCCCUUAAGAAGUUACAGUUGGAGGUCGUAAGAUCACAUUCACCUUGCAAAAAAAUAAGAAUAUAAAAAUUGCAUUUUUAUUUUUAUUUAGGACUGCCCUGAACAAGCUAUUUCUCACAACAAACGUUGUGUCACAACAAAUGUUUUCAUAUAGUCCACAACACAAAUAAUAACUGAAUUUAAGAAAGUAACUCAGUUCAAAACUUUUCAUAUGCUUCAUUCCUAAUACUGUUUAAUGUUACCAGGGUGAUCAAGGGCUGUUUUUAUGUUUUGUGGUAGUUGUCCGUGAGUCUCUUGUUUGUGAACUGUCCACUGGUCUUCAGAGAAAUCCUCAAAGUCCUGCACAUUCUUUGCUUUUCCAGCAUCUGAUAAUGUUUGAAUGCAUCUUGGGACAGUUGAGAUACUUAUACACAACUAUUUCCAAAGGUACAAACAUUCACUGCUCAUGUAACAUCCAGGGAACACGGUUCAGUAUUAAGAUUUAAAGGUUUGUAAACUUUUGAACUGGGUUAUUUUAGUAAAUUCAGGUCAUUUUGUUAUGUGACAGCUGGUUCAGGGCAGGACAAAUGUCUUUGACUCUUAUUUUUUUUUAUAUUAACAUUAAGCAUUUUCUGCAAGGCAUAUGUAAACGUAUGACCCUGAUUGUACAUAUUUAGAUAUUUCCUAGAAGACAAUACAAGAAAAUGAUAACACUUGACACAGAUCGUCCUUUUCAAAAGCAUCAACCGAGUCUCUCAACUCACUUUUAUUGUCACAUCACCACAUGUGGUGAGUGAAAGUCUUGGGUGCGUACUCCAUACAAAGUAGAAUGCAGUUGGACAGACAACUGUAUGACUUCACAGACUAAAGUGACAGUAUGUAGUGCAGACGAACAGUGCAAAGUAUAAAUAGACAGACUGUACAAAAAAGACAAUAUACAUUAUACACAUGGACAGUAAACAAUAUACAAGAUAUACACAAUAUACAUAAGAUAUACACAUUAGACGUUGAACAUAAACAUUAAAUAUGCAGGUGUACACAUGAAAGUGUAUGUAUAAUGGAUCAACCAUAUAGUGCACAUAGUACAGAUAUAGGUAUGUAAGUUUGGUAAUGGAUGGUUAUUGCAUGAGGUGUAAUGCAUUAUAGUCCACUAAACUGUAGUGCACGGUUAAAAGAAGUGUGAGCUUGUGGAGUGUAUCAGUUUUUGAUGUUGAGCAGUCUAAUAGCCUGAGGAAAAAAGCUGUCCUUCAACCGACUGAAGGCCAUCUUUAUCCUCAGUGUGAAAUGAUUCUUUUUAUAUUUGAUUAAAUUAAUAUAUACAUUUUGUUUUUUAAUAUAAUUGAUAUCUGUUAACAUUUAUAAAACAUUUUCAUGAUAAACAUUGUCUAAAUCUGUUAUGUCAGGUGUGUAACUCUAUUGUUCAGUCUCUGGGCGGCGCGCUUCUGCUUAUGAUCUCAUACGUACAUGCUGCGUGCCCUGAUUCCCCAGUUCAUGCGUGUUACACAGAGAGCAGAGAAAGGAGGGGGAGCAGAGUGCUGUUGGCAUGUGACGGGAGAGAGAGAGAUUAAUAUUCAAAUGUAAGCUGACAGGAACCGCAUCAGAGCAGCGUUUGCUCCAGCCAGAACAACCCUAUGAAGAUCUGCACAGAAUGCGCUUUAAUCUCUGUUUUUAUACUUUUAAUUUAGAAAUCAAAUGUAACUGGUAAUACUUUUACAUCAUGGUCGUGUUGUCAAGGCAAUGCACACUGGCACAUUGGUGUCAGCUUUGCUUCGGCUUCAUUUUCAUGCGUUUGUCUCUUUGUGAAGUUCAUUAUUCAAUUCCAGAAGAGAUGGAGCCGGGUGCUGUCAUCGGAAACGUGGCGAGAGAUUUGGGAAUCGAUGUGGCUGAGCUGACGAGGCGGCGUGCUCGUGUUGUAGCUGAAGGGACGCGACGGUUUUGUGAGCUGAGGUGGGAGACGGACUGUCUGUUGGUGAGCGAGAAAAUGGACCGCGAGGAGCUCUGUGCACAGUCUCCGCCCUGCGUCCUGCAGUUUCAGCUGCUCCUGGAGGAUCCGCUCGAAGUCUACAGCAUCCUCCUCCACGUACAGGACAUCAACGAUAACAGCCCCGCGUUUGAAAACGGUCAGAUUGAGCUGGAGCUUCUGGAAUCAAUGGCCCCAGGAAGACGUGUCCCGCUGGAAAGCGCUCGUGAUCCCGACAUCGCACCUAAUUCUGUUCAGCACUACAGCAUCAGUGACAGUGGCUAUUUUGCUUUGGAAAUGAACACACAGGUGGACAGAAACGCUUAUCCUGAAUUGGUUUUAAAGAAGCCUUUGGAUCGUGAAAGCCGAGCGGAUCAUUUUCUGACUCUUAGCGGAGUGGAUGGCGGCCGGCCGUCUCGUUCAGGAGCGGCGUCGAUACAUAUUCACGUGUUAGAUGCAAAUGACAACAUUCCUGUGUUUGAAGAAAGUGUGUAUACAGUCAGCGCACAUGAAAACUCUGCUCCAGGCAGCGUGUUGAUCAAAUUAAAUGCAAUAGAUUUAGACAACGGGAUUUAUGGGGAUGUUAGUUAUUCUUUCAGUCACGUGCCGGAUAAGAAGAGAGGCCUCGUGUGGAUUGACCCUGUGACUGGCGAGGUGAGGCUCACGGGUGUGUUGGAUUACGAAGAGGCCGCUUCUCAUGAGCUGGAUGUGCAGGCCAAAGAUGGCGGGGGACAGUCGUCUCACUGUAAACUUAUGAUACAUGUCAAAGAUGAGAACGACAACGCUCCUGUAAUAGUAAUUAAAUCAAACUCCGCUUCUGUACCAGAGGACACUUCACCUGGAACCACCAUGGUAGUUUUGCUUCAUGUUUAUGACCUUGAUGCGGGCACCAGUGGCCGGGUCACAUGUUAUGUAUCCGCUGAUGUGCCAUUUAAACUUGUCUCGCAGGUUAAAAAUUACUUCAUGCUUGUAACUGUUUUUACUGUAACUGUAUUUACUGUAUUUAACUGUAACUCUCCUGUUUUUAGACACAGCCGUUACAGGGUCCACGUGGCUGAGAAUCAGCCUGUGGGUACCUUACUUUUAAGAGUUCGAGCCGAUGAUGCAGAUGAGGGGAAGAAUGCGAAAAUCUUCUAUUCUCUUUCAGAAGACGUGACCGCAUACCUGUCUAUCGACUCCGCAACUGGAGAGAUCAUCACUGCACGCUCCUUUGAUUAUGAAGCAUUCACUCAUUUCCACGUUCAGGUGAUGGCUCGGGAUGGAGGCAGCCCUCCCUUUGUAAGCAACUGCAGCGUCUGGGUUUUUAUUGGCGACCAGAAUGACAACGCUCCAGUUGUUCUUUACCCAGUUCAUUUGGAAGGACACCUGGUGACUGAUGACAUGGUGUCCCAGGCGGCUCCAGCAGGAUACCUGGUGACCAAAGUGAUAGCUGUUGAUGUGGACGCCGGGCACAACGCGUGGCUCUCUUAUGAAAUUGUGGGCACCACACAGCCUGAUUUGUUUUCUAUAGGUCUACACUGUGGGGAAAUCAGGACGAUGAGGCCGUUUGUAAAAGACGAUGACACCAAACACUCCUUGCUGGUCUCUGUGACUGAUAACGGGCCUAAAGCGCUCUCAACCACUGCAACGGUCAAUAUUGCCAUUGAAGACGGCAUGCGUGUCAUCGACCAGCUCUCUGCCCGUGGCACGGAUGAGUCACAUGUGCUCAGUGACCUUACAGUGUAUUUAAUAAUAGCUCUGGUGGGUGUUUCUAGCUUUUGUCUUGUGCUCAUCAUCGCAGUUCUCUAUAUGGGAUUAUGUAAAUACAGACACGUUUACCACUCUCCUGCUAACUUCCCUGUCUUCCCUCCUACCUGUGGACCUCCAGGCUACUUUGAUGCAAGUGGCUUCAACACUGUACGGAAGGAAGAUGAAUUGACCUGGUUUUUAACCAGCAGCUCUUGGAAAGGAGACUUCAGAUUUGGCUCUGGCUUCGUUGAUUUUGACAUGCAGAGAAAGACGCUGCGAUCGGGGGGCCAUAGCGCAAGAUGUGCAAAGCUUUCAGUGUCACACAAAUUGUAACUGAUGGCUCAAACCAUGUUAAUCUGUAUCAAAAGUCUGACAGCAAAGUGUCUUGAUACAUAUAAUAUUAUAAUUUGAUUUACUGUAUAUAGGAUGCAUUUACUUGUUUCGUGGAAAAAUGUUUUUACUGAUUAUACACUCUCUGGUUGUCAUAUGAUCACAUUGUUUAAUAAUUGCAUCUUUUUUCAAAUAUGUACAAUGUUUAUUGUAUGUCAACCUCCAUUAAACUUAUGAUUGGUCGUGCAAAAGGUAUCAUUUCUGGUUUAUUCUGAUGUUUAAGCUUUUGUUUGGACUGCACCGAGAUUCAUUUUGUCUCUAUUCUCUUUCUCCGACCCUGUCUUUAUUUUGCUCUCUCCCUCUGUGAAAGAUUAGGAUGAUGGAGGAUGUUGAAUCUUCAUAUGAACUACUGAUUUUUUUAUGAUUUCAUCUGCUCAGCUGUCUCUCUGGAGCCUAGUGCUUUAAUUUUAUUUGUACACAUUACUAUUCCCUUCUUUAUAGGUAUAUCUCAUUUAACACUCUGCGCUAUAUGUGCAUCUUGCUACUAAAUAUAUAUUUUAAAAUCUGAUAAAUACAUACAAAUAAUUAUGUCAUAUGUCAUUUAUGUGAUGUCAUAGAUGAACAUAGCUAGUAUAUAUUAAGUGUUUUAUUAGUGCCUCUUACACUUAAAGUUUGUUUACUGUUGCUGUUUUUUGCUGUUCUUAUAUGCAUAUUCAACAUGUAUAAGAUCUACCAAAAUAGGCACAGCAUUAAGUUUUUCAUACGCAGACCCUUAGAGUCCAUGCUUAUAGAUAAUAGUCUGGUUUUGAAGGCUGUAUGUAACAGUUGUCAUAAAUACAAACAUCUUUUGUCAGGUCAUGAUAGUUUGAUUGAGCAGUCAAAUGUUUGUUUGUUAGCACUCUCACAACCAAAGUAAUAAAGACCUUUAGAUGAUUUUAACUCACGUGGUCAAUUUGUCAUGUGAUGUUAGAGUGAUCAUGAGCAUCAAAUACUUAAUAAACCACUUUAAUACAACAAACAAAUGUGUGUUUCAUUAUUCUGAGCACGAAUGUGAUUUUUUUGGUUGCAGAUUCUUCUUUGUCUCUUCUUACAAUAAUCAAUCUGAUAUGUUUUGUAGGCUGUAUUCCAAAACUGGUAUAUUUCUGUCACUGGUUGUGUGCUAAUUGCAUUUGCCAUUGUGUAAGAUCACAUUUUGUUUCUAAACUGAUGCUUUAGAAUACACAUGAUUUUGUUAUGGUGUGUGUGCGUGUGUGUGUGUGUGCGUGCGUGGGUGCGUGCGUGCAUGCGUGCGUGGGUCUAAAAGAGAUGAAAUUUUAUUUUAAGAUGAACCAUAAUGUAUUAGAUCACAGGAGAAAUCCCAUGAUCCAGUAUCAUUGACUAGUGGAUUUGAGCACAGGCCUUGCACAGAAGUGACAGAAUUUUCAAUUUUGAGUGAACCGUUCCUUUAACCGCUUGUUUGAUUUUUGGUACUUUGAACAUCAACUAUCAUCAAGGCUUCCUGCAGGUUAAAGUCACAUUAGACAUUUACUUAUCAAACACACACUUUCUGUUUUCCGUGAUCACAUGGCACUACUGUGCACCUGCUUGUAUACCUUGUAUACUUUGUGUAUGUAAAUACAUUUACAGGCCGUAAAUGUAUUUUUAAGGGCUUUACUGAGAGAUUUCUCCUCACAGGCUUCAGUGAAGAACGUCUUGUUUGUCUGUUUUUUUGUUGUUUGAUCACGGAUGCCUGCUUAUGUGAAUGAUGUAGAGGACAUAGGCUUCAUUGGCCUCCCAUGACGUUUGGUUGGCAGUUUGCAGCUGGUAUAGCUGUGAUUCAUGUAUUUAACAUUAAAAUGCAAAGUAAACUUUAAAUCAUGUGACUUGUUUUGUAGAUAUGUGAUGUCAUUUUAUUGCAGUCACAGUUAUGAUCUUUGCCAAGAGCCAUAUCUGGGACAGGUCUUGGGUGGACUCUUUGUCCUGGUUUUAUUUAGGGAAUGUAAUAAUAUAAUAGUAAAU